UUUUUCUUUUUUUUUUUACCUUUUCUUUUUUUUUUUUUCUCUCUCUCUCAGCAUUUAUAAGACAUUUCCGAAAUGAAGUUAUCCAUCAUGGGCAUCAGUUUAUUCCUGCUAUUCUUACUGUCAAUACAACAGCCCUGUCAAGCGACAAUCACAAUACUUGUAAAAAGCUCUCUCUUCUUUUUAUUUUAUAUUUAUAUGUGUAUAAGUGGGGGGAGUUGCUAACACCUUGAUUAGGAAACCAAUGAUACGCUGGUUGAUCGUAUAGCAGCAUUUGGGCCUAGGAUCGAUGGAGAGUUGGGUCUCCUUGGUAAUAUGUUGGCACCAACGGAUGGUGAUCUUUAUGGUUGUAAUGUGAUUCCCACACCUUCUAUUAAAGAUUGGAUCGCACUUGUUGAAAGAGGACAAUGCUCUUUUUUGCAAAAGGUCAAGUCAAUGCAAGAUAGUGGAGCUAUUGCGGUGAUUGUAGGUGAUAGACAUUUUAAUGGCUGGGUUACAAUGUAUGCACCAGGUGAUACUUCCCAAAUUCAUGUACCCAGUGUUUUCGUAGCACAACAUCAAUAUAAAGCACUUUUACAAUUAUUUGAAAAUAAUCGUACUGCAGCUGUACAAGUUACAUUAUCAGGAGAUGAUUUAUUGACAUGGCCUCUUUUAGAUAUGCUGUUAGUGGUUGUAUUAUCACCUGCUGUGAUGAUGCUAUUUAUCUACCUGACAUGGCAAUUAAGACAACGCCAACGUCGAAAGAAUGACAUUGCGCCCACGAAUUUUGUGGCCAAAUUACCCACCUAUGUAUUUCGACGUGAAAAGAUUGUGGAUACAGAGCAUACUGAAUGUGCCAUUUGUCUUGAAGAUUACAAGGAAGGUGAGUCAAUAAGGACUUUACCUUGUAAGCAUGAAUUUCAUAAGGGAUGCAUUGAUAUUUGGCUUACCACACGCAAGAAGUUUUGCCCCAUUUGUAAAUUUGAUAUUUGUCACAAAACUGAAUCAUCUAAAUCAAAUAUACCCCCAAGUGAACGCACUCCACUUUUAAAUGCAUAAAUUGUAAAUACAUCACACUUCUUUUUUUUUUAUUAUUAUUAUUUCUAUCGCACUCUCUCUCUUUUUAUAUCAUUUAUACAUAAAACUUUUUUUUCCCCCCCUUU
Molecule: messenger RNA, 1139 nt
Organism: Mucor mucedo
Lineage: Eukaryota; Fungi; Mucoromycota; Mucoromycetes; Mucorales; Mucoraceae
Exons: 4
Coding region: 313-1035 (240 amino acids)
Source: RefSeq, a predicted model, not a curated record